AUGUUCAAUUACUUUUCGAAUAACAUUAUUGUAUCAAUUCAGUGCAUAGAGUCUCCAUUUGAAAAUAAAAGAGACAAUCGGUGUGAUAAUUGUUCGACAACAACAACAACAACAACAAACGAUGAUGCAUUGUGUAUAGUUUGUCAAUCUAAUGCAAAAAAUGUUGUUAUAUUCCCUUGCAAACAUUUGUGCUUGUGUUUAGAUUGUAGUUUAACAAUUAUGAAUACACAACGAAAAAAUUGUCCAAUUUGCAGACGACACAUUGAUAAUACCAUUGAAGUUUAUUUGUGA
This is a messenger RNA of Pediculus humanus corporis (human body louse), 291 nucleotides long. RefSeq names its product zinc finger protein, putative. Bases 1 to 291 code for a protein of 96 amino acids. Lineage: Eukaryota; Metazoa; Arthropoda; Insecta; Psocodea; Pediculidae. Gene Ontology annotation, biological process: ubiquitin-dependent protein catabolic process; protein ubiquitination. Gene Ontology annotation, molecular function: ubiquitin protein ligase activity. The transcript is spliced from 2 exons. The record is from RefSeq and is a predicted model, not a curated record.